UCCAAUCAAUAUUCCAUGCUCACUCCAUACCACACCACAAAACAUUAAAGAAAGUUUCUCUUUGAAUCCGUCUUUACACAGACAAACCCUAGCGACCCCACGGAAAAUUGAUUUAACUUCUCUCCUCUCUACUCUACUCUUCUGUACCCAUCAUCAUGAAGACCAAGACGCCAUUGAAGCAACUCAAGCUCUCCGUUCCUGUUCAAGAAACCUCAAUUUCUUCCUUCUUGACUGCAAGUGGUACAUUUCAUGAUGGCGAUUUGCUCCUAAACCAGAAAGGGUUGCGGCUGAUCUCAGAAGAAAAGGAAGCCCUCCCUACCAAUAAUAAGGAGCUUAGCAUCGAGUUUUCAUUGGAAGAUCUUGAGACUAUUAAAGUAAUUGGCAAAGGAAGUGGUGGUGUGGUACAACUUGUUCGUCAUAAAUGGAUAGGAGAGUUGUUUGCCUUGAAGGUCAUCCAGAUGAAUAUCCAAGAAGAAAUUCGUAAACAGAUUGUACAGGAGCUCAAAAUAAACCAGGCAGCACAAUGUCCUCAUGUGGUUGUUUGUUACCACUCUUUUUAUCACAACGGAGCCAUUUCUCUUGUAUUAGAAUACAUGGAUCGUGGUUCUCUAGUAGAUGUGAUCAAACAAGUUAAUACAAUUCUUGAACCAUAUCUUGCAGUCCUUUGUAAACAGGUUUUACAAGGUCUUGUGUACUUGCAUAAUGAAAGACAUGUAAUACAUAGAGAUAUUAAGCCAUCCAAUCUCCUUGUAAAUCACAAAGGGGAAGUGAAGAUUACUGACUUUGGUGUAAGUGCAACACUAGCCAGCUCUAUAGGUCAAAGGGACACAUUUGUGGGUACUUAUAACUACAUGUCGCCGGAGCGAAUUAGUGGAAAUGCAUAUGACUAUAGCAGCGAUAUUUGGAGCUUAGGCAUGGUUGUACUCGAGUGUGCUAUAGGACGGUUCCCUUAUAUGCAAUCUGAAGAUCAGCAAAGCUGGCCAAGCUUUUAUGAACUUUUGGAAGCUAUUGUGGAAAACCCACCACCAACUGCUCCAUCAGAUCAGUUCUCCCCGGAAUUCUGUUCUUUUGUGUCAGCUUGCAUUCAGAAGGAUCCGAAGAAAAGGUCAUCCUCCUUGGACCUUUUGAAUCACCCUUUCAUAAAGAAGUUUGAAGACAAAGACAUCGAUCUCGGAAUUUUGGUUGGUAGCUUGGAGCCUCCAAUAAAUUUUCCUAGAUAGAUAGAUAGGUAGCUCUGUAUUGUAAUGUUAACUGUGUGGAUAAACUGUUUGUUAUCCCAUGUAUCAGUGUUCAGUUUUGAUCAAACUUUACAUGGAUCUUUCCAUGAUAACUUAACAGAUCAUAUAAUAUCAUAAUUUGUUUCUUACCUAUUAAGAUAGCUUAAACUCCAAUUUCUUGA
This is a messenger RNA of Humulus lupulus (European hop), 1399 nucleotides long. RefSeq names its product mitogen-activated protein kinase kinase 6. Gene Ontology annotation, biological process: protein phosphorylation. The coding region runs from base 156 to 1220 and encodes 354 amino acids. The record is from RefSeq and is a predicted model, not a curated record. Gene Ontology annotation, cellular component: cytoplasm. NCBI's taxonomy places the organism in Eukaryota, Viridiplantae, Streptophyta, Magnoliopsida, Rosales, Cannabaceae. Gene Ontology annotation, molecular function: ATP binding; protein serine/threonine kinase activity. The transcript is spliced from 8 exons.